AUGACUAAUACAUUAGACGAUGAUAUUUUGGAGCGCGGAAAACACGCUUUGACACACUUAGACAUAAAGAUAUUGGUAAUAGGGGCCGGUCCAGUUGGUUCACUUGCAGCUAUAUACGCGGCACAGCGUGGUCAUGAUGUAGAAGUAUAUGAAUUAAGGGACGAUCUUCGCGACUCUUCGGUCAUCCCUUUAAAUUUUACCAAGUCCAUAAAUUUAGCCCUAUCUGAACGUGGUAUUAAUGCUUUAAUUAAUUCCGGUAGAACGGAGAUGGUCACAAAAAUCCUUCAAGGCUCUGUACCUAUGAAGGCGCGUAUGAUCCAUGGACAGGGCAAGGAUGGUUUGCUCUACGAAGAAUCUCAAGAUUAUGACAUUCAUGGAAGGGCAAUACAUGCGAUAGAUAGGAGUGACUUGAACUCUGCACUGAUCGAAGAACUCUCCACAUUCCCAAACGUCCGAUUAAUGUUCAAUCACAAAUUGAUCCGUGCUGAUUUGAAAUCUCGCAAAAUUGAUUUUGAAAUCGUCUCUAAGUCAUCCACUGAACCGAAAAAAACUAAAACUGGAGUGGACUUUGACCUGUUGAUCGGGGCUGACGGGGCUCAUUCGGCUGUUCGCCAUCACAUGAUGAAACAACUAAGUAUGGACUACUCCCAAUCCUACAUUGACGUAUUAUGGUGCGAAUUUAAGAUUGAAGCAAAGGGACCUCCCUACGUCUCAUCAUCCGACUCAUUUAAAAUGUCCCCUCACCAUUUGCAUAUUUGGCCAGGAAAGGACCGUAUGUUCAUCGCCAUCCCAUCGAGCAAUGGCGAGUUUACCUGCACACUCUUUAUGCCAGCGUCAAUUUAUAAAAGUAUUGACCAGUCUUCUGAGGCGCUCGUAAAAUUUUUCCAGGAAAGCUUUCCCGGAGUUACGCCCCAGUUGAUAUCGCCUGAAUCGCUUAUUGAGUCUUUCAUCAAAAAUCCGCACCUUCCUCUUAUUAGUUUGACUUGUUCUCCGCAUCACUUUAGUGAUAACACUGUCAUACUUGGCGAUGCCACGCAUGCGAUGGUGCCUUUUUAUGGCCAAGGUAUGAACGCAGGUCUCGAAGAUGUUCGAAUUUUGUUCCAAACCCUAGAUAAGUACUCGUCACUUACAGACACGGAUACAAAAUCCCAGGCACUCGAAGAAUACUCAAGCAUUCGUGUAGAAGACAGCAAAGCGAUUUCACAACUUGCCCAAGAUAAUUACGAAGAAAUGCGAGCUUCAGUCAAGUCCCGCAUGUACAAAAUUCGAAAGCGGCUUGACGAAACUAUCAAUUUAUGGUUUCCAAACUCAGGGUGGGCGACAAAGUACUCAAGGGUAAGUUUCGGGAACGAACGAUACUCGGAUGUCAUCAAAAUUACUAUUAGACAAGAAGUUAUCAUCGAGAAGAUUUUAAGAGUCUUCGGAGUUGGAUUUCUAACCAGCAUUGGUUUUGGUAUGUGGAAAUUUAGGGGUGUGCUUAAGGAUAUGAUUUCAAGGAGAUAG
Messenger RNA from Blumeria graminis f. sp. triticale, 1503 nucleotides. The record is from the annotation of a GenBank genome assembly. NCBI's taxonomy places the organism in Eukaryota, Fungi, Ascomycota, Leotiomycetes, Helotiales, Erysiphaceae.